CAAGCCCUUUUCUAAAGCAAGAGUUGUCUCAGUAUAAAGCAACUACCAUACUAAUUCCAGCUAUCUUCAAGGUGCUGGGCAAAGAGCAGUUUGGACUUUGAUCAGUGAAACCAAGAGAAUACUAAUAUGUCAGGGAAGCCGGUGCUUCACUACUUCGAUGGACGGGGCAGGAUGGAGUCCAUCCGGUGGCUCUUGGCUGCAGCUGGAGUAGAGUUUGAAGAGAAGUUUAUAAAAACUGCAGAAGAAUUGGAAAAGUUAAAAAAUGAUGGGCUUUUGAUGUUCCAGCAAAUACCCAUGGUGGAGAUGGAUGGGAUGAAGCUUGUGCAGUCCAGAGCCAUUCUCAACUACAUUGCCACCAAAUACAACCUCUACGGGAAAGAUAUGAAGGAGCGAGCCCUGAUUGAUAUGUAUACAGAAGGAGUAGCAGAUUUAUAUGAAAUGAUCAUACAACUGGUAAUAGUUUCUCCAGAUGAAAAAGAUGCUAAGAUAGCCAUGAUCAAAGACAGAACAAAGAAUCGUUACUUACCUGCCUUUGAAAAAGUAUUGAAGAACCAUGGACAAGACUACCUUGUUGGUAAUAAGCUGAGCAAGGCUGACAUUUUCCUGACCGAACUUCUGUACUGUAUUGAAGAGGUUGAUGCCAGUCUUUUGGCCAACUUCCCCCUGUUGCAGGCCCUAAAAACCCGAAUCAGUAACCUGCCCAAUGUGAAGAAGUUUUUGCAGCCUGGUGGCCAGAGGAAGCCUCCCAUUACUGCAAAAGUAGUUGAAGAAGCAAGAAAGAUAUUUAAGUUUUAAUACAGGUGGCAUUGACCAAGUCCAUGCAUAUCAAACUUCUAAAUUUUACAGCAAUAAAAUUCUUUGUGUA
Fukomys damarensis (Damara mole-rat) is the source of this 865-nucleotide messenger RNA. RefSeq names its product glutathione S-transferase A3-like. Gene Ontology annotation, cellular component: extracellular exosome; cytosol. Bases 127 to 795 code for a protein of 222 amino acids. The record is from RefSeq and is a predicted model, not a curated record. The transcript has 7 exons. NCBI's taxonomy places the organism in Eukaryota, Metazoa, Chordata, Mammalia, Rodentia, Bathyergidae. Gene Ontology annotation, biological process: glutathione metabolic process; xenobiotic metabolic process. Gene Ontology annotation, molecular function: glutathione transferase activity.